Molecule: messenger RNA, 2540 nt
Organism: Phalacrocorax carbo (great cormorant)
Lineage: Eukaryota; Metazoa; Chordata; Aves; Suliformes; Phalacrocoracidae
Source: RefSeq, a predicted model, not a curated record
GCUCUGCUUGCACUUGUCCGGUGGAGAUCAGAAAAUUAUUGUGCUUAGAAACUGCUGCAGAUCCUGGACGGCUCUGUGCUUCCAGCCCACAUCACCCUGACACACCGAAACCACAACCCAUGAGUCAGAUGGUUUGUGAAAGAUUUAUGCAGCCUUAUCUCAGAUGUCCCCACUGACCUGGGGCUUGGUCUGGACUCUUCAUACCAGUGAACAAGCUUCUGCAAGUGAGGAAAGUGCAAGGCGCUCAGAGUGACUGGAGCCUCCCCUGCACCGUGAAGCCGACCCCGGGACGUGGCACGGUGAGGGCACCACAGGGAGGAGAGAACGGGGCUUGCACCGAGCCAUGGGCUUGUGGAAAUGGCAUGGCGCACCAGCACGUUGCCCAUCUCCCCUGUCCCUGGGGGCUUUGGUGGUGCCCUGUGAGCUUGACCUGCCCUGACCUACUGCAGGACACAUCCGUGCAGAGCCCCACCAUCCGCCCAUGCUGCGCUUCCUCUGGGAGAGCAUCUCCUUGCAGAUGCUUCUUAUCUUCCUCAUUGUCUUCCUGCUCGUGGCCGACCACAUGAAGCACAGAAAGCCAAAACACUUCCCUCCCAGCCCCUUCUCCCUCCCCUUUGUCGGGCACAUCCACCUGUUGAACUUCAGCAAUCCCCAAAUUACGGUGCAGAAGCUUACUGAAAAAUAUGGGGACAUCUUCAGCAUGCAGAUGGGCAGUACAUCAUUUGUGUUCGUAAAUGGGCUGCGGAUGGUUAAGGAAGUUCUUGUAAACCAAGGGGAAAACUUCAUAGAUCGCCCUGAAAUUCCUCUUGACAGGGAUGUCUUCAGCAAGAUGGGUCUGAUCUCCUCCAGUGGGAAUUUAUGGAAGCAGCAGAGGAGGUUCACCUUGACCACCCUCCGAAACUUUGGCUUGGGGAAGAGGACCCUGGAGGAGCGCAUCCAGGAGGAGUGCCGAUGCCUUGUGGAUGUGUUCGGGGAUGAGCAGGGGAAACCUUUCAACCCUCACUUUAAAAUCAAUAAUGCUGUUUCAAACAUCAUCUGCUCCAUCACCUUUGGCAAUCGGUUUGACUACCACGAUGAGGAGUUCCAAAGGCUGCUGCAGCUGAUGGAUGAGACGGUUAGCCUCCAUGGGACCAUCAUGAGCCAGCUGUACAAUUCUUUCCCAUCUAUAAUAAAGUUCCUCCCCGGAUCCCACCAAACCAUUUUUAAAAACUGGAGGUUGUUGAAAAGUUUUGUGAAAGAGAAGAUCAGCAAACACAAGGAGGACUGGAACCCCUCAGAGAGCCGGGACUUCAUUGACAGCUACCUGCAGGAGAUAGCCAAGGACAACGGUGACGGCAUCUUCCAGGAGGAAAACCUCGUGGCGUGCACACUCGACCUGCUGUUUGCCGGGACUGAGACCACUUCCACAACGAUCCGCUGGGCUCUGCUGUAUAUGGCCCUAUAUCCGGAAAUCCAAGCCCGUGUGCAAGCUGAGAUUGACACAGUCAUUGGGCAGGCGCGGCAGCCAGCCUUAGAGGACAGGGGCAACAUGCCCUAUACCAAUGCUGUCAUCCAUGAAGUGCAGAGGAAAGCCAACAUCAUCCCUUUCAACGUGCCAAGACUGACAGUGAAGGACACGGUCUUGGAUGGCUUCCACAUACCAAAGGGUACUGUUUUGCUCACAAAUUUAACCUCUGUGUUGUUUGACAAGAACGAGUUUGAAACCCCUGACACUUUUAACCCUGGGCAUUUCCUGAAGGAUGGUCAGUUCUGGAAACGGGAGCCUUUUGUGCCAUUUUCUAUAGCAAAUGCAGCUGAGCAGCCAGUAGAUGCUGAGGAUGCCAUGGGUGGCUGUCUCUGCAGGGAAGCGUGCCUGCCUGGGCGAGGUGCUGGCCCGCUCCGAGCUCUUCCUCUUCUUCACGGCUCUGCUCCAGAAAUUCACCUUCCAGGUACCCCCAGACACCACACUCAGCCUCCAGUUCAAGCUGGGCAUCACAAUAGCCCCGCAGCCCUACAAGAUCUGUGCCAUGCCUCGGUAAGGAAGCCUUGGCCACCAUCCUCGAAUGGAAAAAUCCUUUGGCAGGGAUGCUGAAAACAAGCCCUCAGCAGCUCCCCGAGGCAGCGGUAACGACCACAUGGCUCCAGUGAGGGGCUGGGCAGUUUGUUUCUUUUAAAGCAAUUGCAAAAUAAUUUCUUUUACAAGCAGACCUUGCACUCUGUAUCACAUGAGAAAGGUGAUCAGCCUGGUAUCUGCCAGGGCACCUUUAGGCUUGCAACACAGCACUGAAAUGAAUGAGGGGCUUCUGGCUUUCCUAAUUUUAUGACGGAUGGCCAUGCUUCCCAGCCACAAAAGAAUGAGCAGCACUUUAAUAGACUGCAGUGUUCAGGCUGUGGCUCCGUACUGUGGAAGAGCAGUACCAGUCCUUGUUUUAUAACUGUAACACAGAUAGUAAUUGCCAACAUUUUUUCAUUUUGUUGUACUUGACAAAUAAUCUGCUAAAAAAAAGAGUUACUCUGUAACAUCUCUUUCUUGUUCAACAAUAAAUCCUUACUGAAACAUU